AUGCUCUUCCUCUUCCGUCCGGCUACCGUUGUUUCCCUCGACCUCGGCCGAGCGGCCCAGCAGCGGCAAGUCCAAAGCGCCAUGGAUGUCGACGGGGAAGAUGAAAAUGAUAGUGUGAAGAGCAGAUCAGAGGCUUCAAGUCAUGGUGAUUCUGGAUGUGGACAAGUCUCAUCGCAGAGAUAUAAACAACAGCUUCAAGAAUGCCGUGUAAAGAUUGCAGAUUAUGAAAAAGCCCUUGCUGAACGAGACAGUGCCAUAAGGGAACUCAGUGAACAGCUGAAUGCUUCCCUGUCAGCUCAGGAGGAAGAAGAGAGGGAUGUGUCAGAACAGGUUGACUCCAUAUCAGCAGAGGUAUCCCACCUCAAGACUCUCCUUGGACGGAGUCGGUCAGAGGCUGAGGAAUGGAAGUUGAAGGUUCACGUUCAAGAAGCAAAGAUGCAAGAGCUCACCAAGCAUGUUGAGGAAUUGCAGAGUUCUCACUCUUCCCUGAAGGCAGCAAUUCACCUCAAAGAGGAGGAAAUUACCAUUGUGAAAACUGAGAAGGACCACCAGAUACAAGAAUUGAUGAGCCUUGCACACAAAGCCCAAAAGAAGUUGUUAGCUGAGGAUGGUGAAUUGGUACCACGAGAUAGACAUCAACAGGCAAUGAAUUCCCUUAGGGAUGAACUGGAAAAGAAGUGCAUUUCACAAGUGGCCUCAGUUCGGCAACAGCUCAGUGUGCAGUACGAAAAGAAGUUGGAGACCAUGAAGGGAGAGAAGGAGACUCUACUAAGGGAUCUCAGGGAAGCUCAUGGUGCUCUUCAGGCUUCUAAGGAUUUUGAUUCCUCAGGAGAAAAAAGGCAAACAAAUGUUGACAAAGAGAGAUGA
This is a messenger RNA of Darwinula stevensoni, 867 nucleotides long. NCBI's taxonomy places the organism in Eukaryota, Metazoa, Arthropoda, Ostracoda, Podocopida, Darwinulidae. The record is from the annotation of a GenBank genome assembly.